Messenger RNA from Drosophila obscura, 712 nucleotides. Its product is annotated as ubiquitin-conjugating enzyme E2 L5. NCBI's taxonomy places the organism in Eukaryota, Metazoa, Arthropoda, Insecta, Diptera, Drosophilidae. The coding region runs from base 9 to 551 and encodes 180 amino acids. The record is from RefSeq and is a predicted model, not a curated record. The transcript has a single exon.
ACAGCAAUAUGGCGAAGAAGGAGGAGCCGAUUAUGGAUGGGCCCAAGCGGAUGCAGAAGGAGCUCAAACUCAUGAUCGAGGAUACACAGCUGCUGCAGUUUCGCUGCUUGGAGGUCGAACCGGACAACAUCUUCAAGUGGUACGGCCUGCUGAUGCCCGUCAGUCCGCCCUACGACAAGGGGGCCUACAAGCUGGAGAUUGACUUCCCACAGCAGUAUCCGUUUAAGCCGCCCCGGCUCCACAUCAACACGAAGAUCUACCAUCCGAAUGUGAAUGAGCGCGGACAGGUGUGUCUGCCCAUACUUGAGAUCGAGCACUGGCUGCCCACCUCCCGCAUCGAGUCGGUGCUAAACUGCCUCCUGGCCACCAUCAACGAUCCCCAGCCGGACAAUGCCUGGAGCAUGGACAUGGCCAACGAGUAUCGCAACGAUCCGAAGAAAUAUUACAAGAUCGCUGAUGCCUGGGUGGACAGAUACAGCGAGCAUCGCCCCACCGAUGCCGAGCUCGUGGCAUUUGCCCGCAAACGGAAGAAAGCAAUGCAGAAAAGUUAGUGGGUGAAAUUAGUUGGGGAAAAUAGUUCAAAAUUCAUGUGGGUCUGUAGUUGGUCGAAAUAAUAUAAAGGAAAUUCUUAAGCACAAAAUUUAGAGCUUAAAGUUAUCGAUAAAAUAUCGAAUUAUCAAUUAUACAUGAAGAAAAGUAAGUUUUUCUCUAA